AUGAACAUUCUAAAGAAAUUUAUGGAUUCUGGAAGCAGGCCAGAGCUGAUUACCAUACCAUCAGGGCAAUUCAAUCUUUUAAGGUCUAAAAGCUCUCCUAAAGCUGCUCUAGAAUGCAUUUACAAUAAUGCUACUCUAAGCGUACGUAAAGUAGGCAAAUUUGACUAUGAAUUGGCGGUUUAUAGGGUAGAGGAUGAUAGUGAAGCUGGCACAGGAGAUGAGGCUGAGAAUUUUGAUGAUGACACCAUCAGCGUUUUAUCCACCCAAUCCAAAAAGAAAGAUGAGGAAUGGAGCGUCGAAAUAUCCGAUAAGAUUAUGUUUCACAAAACCUGGGAUAAACAAGGGAACAUAGCGCUUGUGUGGGAGAAUUUGAGAGGUGAUGAGCAAGAUGAAAAGGUCCAGUUUGUUGUUACCCCUGAUGUCUCGAUGUCUGAUGUCGAACAAUUUAUUCAAACUGUUUACCGGUGCCAAUACGAAGCAAGAAAUAAGAAAUACUCUCUUACUGCUUCAGCAGAUGAUUUGAAGGAGAUAGAAUAUAGGUCAACAAGAUUAUUUGUCCAAGAUGAUGAUGCUGAUGAGUCGGAUUCAAGUUCGGAUGAUUUUCAAGAUGCCAAUGACUUAUCUUUUGAGCGCCAAAAGGAUAAAAAUGACUUAUUGAAUAGAACCCCUUCUCCAUUAAAAAAAAUACCGGAAGGUGAAAAUCGUUGCUUAAUGAUGUCCAGCUUAUACGUAUAUGAUCCGAUUCAAGAGACAUUCGUUUUACAAGAACCUGUGGCUAAGGUAGCAAUUAUUGAUACAGGUAAAUAUGAGUUUUGGUUGGCUAUAGAGGGCAAAGAUACUCGUCUCGGAACCCAAGUUGCUCCAAAUAUUAAUCCCACUUUUGAAUUAGUGACCGAUGCCUUUCUUUUCAAUUAUACGCUACAGAACAUCACCUUAUCCUACAUGCUAAAGUUCAAAGACUUGGAUAAAUGUAUUCAGUUCAGAUCUGUCUGGGUCGAGUGCUUAUGGAUGACUUUAAACAAAGAAACAUGGAAAGAUCUUCCUGAAAUGGAGAAAGACUAUAUUUUGGAUUCGUCAUCCGUACCACUAGAAAAGCAAUUUGAUGAUAUUUUACACUUAGGUGAGAGCCCUCGUGAAAAGAAGGAUGAAGAAUCAAGUGAAAGUGAUAGCGAAGAUGACGAUGAAGAAAACGACCGUUCCAAAAGGAUUAUUUCUUCUGAAGCUUUCGAGGAGCCUAAACGAGCAACUUCGAAGGGGAACAGUUCAUUGACCAUUGCUUUUAGAAACAACAGAUCAUACGUUACAAGAGACAACAAAAUUGGUGUAUUCAAAACCGACGAUGAAGAUGAUUCUUUAGAAUUCGUUGCUGCCAUCAAGAAUGUGUCUAAUUUGAGCGGUGAAAGUAUUGAUCCUCACAAGCCAAUGUUGUAUAUGGAAGAUCGUAAUCUAAUUCUUACUGACGGCCAAAGUGAAAACAAACUCUACAAGAUGGAUAUAGAAAGGGGUAAGGUGAUUGAAGAGUGGACAACUGGUGAUAAGAAUGUUGUCCAGUAUGGUCCGACCAAGAAAUUCGAUCAAAUGACUCCGGAACAGACAAUAGUAGGUGUUUCGCAGAAGGGUGUAUUCAAAAUUGAUCCAAGAAUUAGCGGAAGUAAUAAAAUAGUCGUUGAUGAAUCAAAGGAUUAUGUGGGUAAAUAUAACUUUAGUUCUAUCGGAACCACCGAAUCUGGUUAUGUUGCCAUCGGCUCAGAAAAAGGUGACAUAAAGUUAUAUGAUAGGCUGGGUAUCAGAGCAAAGACCGCCAUACCUUCAUUAAGUCAGGCAAUCAAGUAUAUCACGAUAUCGGCAGAUGGCAAAUGGUUAUUAGCUACUUGCGAGAGUUCUUUACUUCUUAUGGACCUGGAAAUUAAGGACGGUAAAAAUGCAGGUAGCAUUGGAUUCUUGAAAUCUUUUCCAGCGAGCGAAAAUGUUAAAACUUAUGUGCUAAAAAUACGGCCAGAACAUUCAGCAUUCAUUUUAACAUACACAAAGAAGCCUAUCAGCUUUACAAAGGCAUACUUUAACACCGGCAUAGCCCAAAGAGAACAAACUAUCGUCACCUCAACGGGCCCUUAUGCCAUUUCUUGGUCAUUAAAGGGUAUUUUAGAACAAGAUGGUAGUAGAAACUAUCCUUACAGAAUACGUAGGUACAACGGUGAUAUCGUUGCCGAUAAUUUCGAAUUUGGCUCGGACAAAAAGGUUAUAGUUGCCCUGAAAGAUGAUGUUUCUCUAUCGAAAGUGAAGUCCUUCAAACAGCCAAGCAAGGGAGUGUUGAUGCCGGAGGCUUCCCUUCAAGAUUUUUACGGUUAA
Molecule: messenger RNA, 2349 nt
Organism: Saccharomyces kudriavzevii IFO 1802
Lineage: Eukaryota; Fungi; Ascomycota; Saccharomycetes; Saccharomycetales; Saccharomycetaceae
Gene: VID27
Product: Vid27p
Exons: 1
Coding region: 1-2349 (782 amino acids)
Cellular component (GO): nucleus; cytoplasm
Molecular function (GO): protein binding
Source: RefSeq, a predicted model, not a curated record